Tupaia belangeri chinensis (Chinese tree shrew) is the source of this 1165-nucleotide messenger RNA. It is a transcript of the gene CUNH3orf86, whose product is annotated as chromosome unknown C3orf86 homolog. The record is from RefSeq and is a predicted model, not a curated record. The coding region runs from base 227 to 874 and encodes 215 amino acids. The transcript has 3 exons. Lineage: Eukaryota; Metazoa; Chordata; Mammalia; Scandentia; Tupaiidae.
CCCCGUCUACAUGUUCUGUGCUAGAAGCACGCAUGGUGCCAUUUGUCCACAUGCAGGGCCGCCCGCUGAGUUGUGGACAGGUGAGCCCAGAGACUCCAGAAGCCAACAGCGGGCGCCAUGAGAAAGGGCCUGGGUGGAGGCCAGGUGAGUGGGGCGCUGCCGCGGAGAGGCAGAGACGAGACGGAGGGCCGGGCGGAAUCUCGCAGGCUGGGCGGUACUUAGCACAAUGCAGAUGGGGUUGCUAGGAGCCCGGCUUCUACCCGUCUCCCACGCCGAAGCUCCCUCCACAGGCUUCUUCAGCCCCGAACCUUCCAACAGUCCAUCAACCAUUGCUGCUUUCCUUAUGAGUUUCAGGAGUGGUGACCAGCAUUUUCUUAAGGAAUAUGAGAUGUCUAGGAGUCAGCCUGGACGAGGGAGGAAGCCCGUAGAUGUGUUUUUCUGGGUGAACGAGGUAACCGGAGAGAUCACCUACCCCAUGCUGAAGGCGGAUGUGCCUGCGUCUUCUGAGCACCUGAAUCGGGAGCUGCCCAGACUGCAGGGUGGGACUGCAUGGGGGGCUCUGUCCCCCCAUGGUGCGCUGGGCCUGGUGGCAGCGCCGACGCAGAGGCUGGCCCCCCCGAAGCCUCCAGCAACAAACACAGGCUCAAGAAGCUCCCUUGCAUUGGCACAGACCCCUGGCCAGGAGAGAGCUGGAGCAAGGGGCUCCCUGCCACCGUGUUGGGUGAUCCCUGUCACCAUGUCACCGCCAGCAGGGACCCUGGGACCGACCCCUCCGCUGCCAGCCUGUGUCUUUCCUCCCAGCCCUCCAACGCCCUGGGACCUCACCUGCAAGCUGAAAAACGUCCUCGCCGGCAGCAACCGCUUUUCCUUUUGACCUGGGGCGAGUGUCAGCACCCCACCCCUCCCACACCCCCACACCCCCGGCUGCCCGCUGCCUGGCGGCUGCCUGGCCCCCACCUUGCUCUGAGGGGCUCCACAGAAGCACAGGGCUCUCCCAGGACAUACAGGAAUGUGUCAAAUGGCUCAACCACUAUAAAUUUUGACUUGGUUUGGCACAAACCUCUAGAACUUUCUUUAACUCUCGAGCCUUGGUACGUCACUUUUUUUUUAAGAGAGAUUUUCUUUUGCUAUAAGUUGUGUGUGUGCUUGCUGGAGAGACAGAGAC